AUGUUGUUAAUUAUCAAUGAGGUUAGCUAUUUAAAAGCUGCAGAGUGGAAGGAUUGGUCCGUGGUGACAUCUGCCUUUUUGCUUUCCAUGAGGUUGAAGCCACAGUUCUACGCCCAUUGGAUGCUGUUUUCUGAAGCUUGCCGUUACCUUACUAGUACAAGUAUUACUCUGGAAGAGGUAGAAACAGUCCAUGAAUUGCUGAAGAAAUUUCUUAAUCAAUUUGGCAUGGUGUAUGGUGAUAAUUCUUUAUUAACUAUUAAUAUGCAUAAUCAUUUGCAUAUUAAAGAGGGAUUAUUGGAUUAUGGGCCUGCCAUGUCACAUUGGUUAUUUAAUUUCGAACGCUACAAUUCCGAUUUAAAAGGCUAUAAUACCAACAACAAGGGAUGCUUGAAGAUAACAACGAUGUUGAUAAAAAAAAAGAGAGAAGGUGGUGAGUCAAAUAGUUCAAAUCAUUUUGAUCUUGAAUUAUUCCUAGAAAAAGAAGAUGGUGAGGAUGGUAAGUUGUUCGGUCACGAAUUGCUUCCAUCUAGUGUCCUUAACAGUAUUAGAGUGGAGCAAGAAAUAGCAUUAGAUGACGAAGUCCUCGGAUGCCUCGUUGCCUACUAUAAUCAGGUAUAUGAUGGCUGGACUUAUAUUGGUGAAUCUGAUAUUUCAGUUGAAACCAAUAGAGUCGAAGGUGGGUCCUAUGUUAGUAGGAAAGCUUGGAAGUUCUCUUCCAUUCAAAUCUUUGCUAACAAGUACCGGUCCGCGGGGGGUGAUCUCUCUCGAAAACACCGAGGAUCUUAUGCUCGUAUCUAUUGUGAUGUGAAUCCUAAUAUGGGCACUAUUGAGCAGGAACCUUGCUUAAGGCCUGCUCAAAUCAUUUAUUUCUUUUGCCAUCAUGUUGAAACUCUCGAUGAUAGUGGUAGUUUGGUGACUGUUUCAAACAUCUACGCAUUUGUUAGAUGGUUUAAGAAAACAAGGCACAAUUUUUAUUCUUAUCAACAAAACAACAUGGAAGUAUGGAGUAAUGAAUUCGAACCUUCAACAGCAAUGUCGAUUGUUCCUAUAAUGCGAAUUCAUUCUCCAAUUGCAAUUAUGUUAAAUCAUUUUGAUGGCAUCAAUGUUAUAAUCAACCUUCCCCGCCAUUUAAUAAACAACUAA
Cokeromyces recurvatus is the source of this 1143-nucleotide messenger RNA. RefSeq lists its product as uncharacterized. Lineage: Eukaryota; Fungi; Mucoromycota; Mucoromycetes; Mucorales; Mucoraceae. The transcript is spliced from 3 exons. The record is from RefSeq and is a predicted model, not a curated record. The coding region runs from base 1 to 1143 and encodes 380 amino acids.